UUAAGAGAAGUGUAUUUGCUAUUUUUGGGUCGGAGACAAGUUGUUUUAUUAAUAUCAACGCUAAAAUUUCAGAUUCAUUAACCGACUGUGUUAUGACAGACUAUUGAUUAUAUAUAUAAAAAAAAUCCGUUACGACUUUAUUUUUAUUAGUUUAUCUUUUUGAAAUAUUGAAAAAUAAUUGUAUGUAAUUUAUACUCGGCAGAUGUGCUUAAAAAUAUCUACGUUUUAAUAGCUAUCUAACAAGGUAUAACAAGCUUGGGUUUUAUCCAUACUUUUGGAAUAAAAACAUUGAUGAAAGGCUUCCAAUUAGAACUAAGGAAUGAAGACAAACUUAUUACGUGGAUCAGAAAAUACAAUAAAACAAUGAAAUGGUUAACAAAUUAUGUAUUACUUUAUUUUACAUUGAUUUUUAACAUGUUUACUUUCUACAGGUCAUAUUCCACAUGUUCACCUCUGUUUAACGUUAACCAAUAUCGUAGCCCGAGAACUUGAACUAUUGCAGUGGAAAGUUUGGUUUACGGUGAAUACUGCCGGAUUUUAACUGGCUCAUCAUAGCGCAGAAUAGUGAUUCAUAAAAGGAUCUUGGAGGCCUUUGCCCAACAUUGGGACGUUAUAGGCUGAUAUAAUAUAAUACAACUAAUAUCUGCUAGCGACUCCGCUUAUACGUUUAUCUAUUUUCAUAGAAAGAUCACACAGGUAUAGCAAAAAUGUCGUAUAUUAUGUUUAUUCAGGAGUUAUGGCUGACUUUAACAAACGAUCCCAAUUUUAAUCUUCAACCUGAUUCUGAAAGUAAUCAAAUAAAAUAAAGUCAUUUGUAUGCAUGUCAACAAAAGCUUUGUUUUGAUUGAUCAAUUUUCACGAUAGAUCGAAAAUAGAUGAUUGGGAAUUUUUAUUGUAUUCGGCAACUAGUCGAUCAAAAUUCAGCCGUGAGUCUUCAUGUGUUAACUACUAAUGAUUAAAAAUCUUUAAAAAAAUCGGUAUAGUAUGAAUAAGAUUCUCCUUUGAAAAGAGGGUCCCAUCUUCGUUCAAGAUGACCGAUUACGCGAACUUCCAACGUCCUUAAUGCCCUUUUUAACAGUUCACCACAUUUUGAGGUGUUUUCGGCUGAUUGGAACGUGAUUCAGUAUGAAUUUUUGCACUAUAGUGAAAUUAACUCAUGAUACCGUAUAUUUCAUGCACUUAUUAAGGACAAUAUUGAUCUGUUUAAAAUGUUGUUAUUAUAAAUUUUAUUGGUGUAAUUGGUUUAUUCGUACUAAUUGAAAUAAAUAAAUAAAUCUUAAUAGCUAGCGAAUAUGGCAUUGAUUUAAAGCGGUUCUUAUUUCUUAGAAACUUAUUAAUCUUGGAUUUUUAAAACUACCUACAAUUUUUUAAAAUUACCAACCCAACGAAGAAAAAGUAUUUGCAUUAAAAAAAAAUUACUUUAGCUAAAGGUAAGGAACCACGCUGCACAGCAUUAUUGUAUCGAUAAUAAUGCAAUUCAAAAGUCAAAUUAGAUGUUGACUGCUGCCGGUGGCGUAGUCGUAUUGCGUGCGCAGCACAACAUGGCUCUGGGAUCCUGGGUUCCAAUCCCGGGUCGGGCAAUUUGAUAUUGCAUUCUUCUGUUAAGUAUGAGUCUUCUGGAGUCAAGAAUUUGUGUCAAAUGUGGUAAUCGGCUCGCCCGACUUUAGCUUUUUUUACCUUUCCUCCAACUACCAACUUUUUUAAUAGCCAAAGGUUCGAAUGACCAAAAUCGAAUAAUGCUGCGCAAUUAGAAUCGGAGAUAUAAAGAAAGAAAAAGUAAGGAAUAUGCAAUACAUGACGAAAUCGGAAUAGGGUAAAGUCGAGAAAGGGUGAAAGUUGUUAGGAGAUUUCCAAUGCUUGAUAAAAAAAAUAAUCAAAUCUCAAUUAAGCUAAUCUCAAUUUUAAAAUACUCAAGAAAGUCGAUUGGGUGUAAGGGUUAGAACGGGCUCGUAAUAUAAAUUUUAUAAUAAGGUAAACUGAGGAACUGGUAAUUUUCCUUGCUGGCAUACGUUCACCUGGCUCCUCCCACCGUGUUAUCGAUUGAAUGCACACACUCGCAUGCAACAUCCGGACAUUACUGCUAUCCUCUGCUCUGAAUGUCUGUGCUCGUCCCGCAACCUCAGAACAUAUCGUUCAGUUUCAGUCUAGAUUAAUAAAUCGAACAUACGAUACAUCUGUUUAUCUUUGUCUUAAAUCUGAAUUUGUAGCCCAGUUGAAAUAUUGAUAAAAAUCGUACUAGAUCUUAUACCAAAAAGAUAAGUAAUGUUUUAGUGACUUUGGACUUUAAUUACCUAGUGCACACAUUAUUUUUGGUUACUGUUAGUUGAGGGAUCGUGUGUUACGAUGAAACGCACUGGCUUGACAGAGACGAAAUGAUAUAUCUUUGUUGCUACUGUUUUCAUAUGAUUUGGUAAGGCGACCAACGCGCGCAUUGCAUUAGAACUUUUCAGGUCCCCUUAACGUCAGUCGCUGCUUGUUAGUUAAAGUGAAAAGUCGUGUUGUGUUUCAAUAAUGGGUGAUCACAUAACAGAGCCACAGUUACUCAAAGAAGUAAUAAAAAGAAAACCGAUUUAUAACACUCAAAUGGAUAUACGAUUGAGGCGACAAUGCUGGAUAGAAAUAACGUCGGUGCUUGCUCCUAAAGAUUAUACCGAAGAACAAAAAAAGCAAAUGGAAAUUGAUCUCCGCCGCAAGUGGUCAGUAUUAGAUGAAUUUCUCAAGACCUAUUUUACAAAAUUGUAUACAUUAGUGGAUGAAGUGGUUGGUAGGUACACAUCUAAUUUUGCGGAUAAAUCCGUAAUUUUUCGUUACCUUUGUAUAAGAGUUUCGAACCUUAUAAAAUUCUUCUUACUGAAUGAGAGUGAAUUUGAUCAGUUUAAAAAGUCUUUUGAGGUGCAUGCCAAAGAUCCCAAAAAUCCUCAGAACCUUUACAGAGAUGAUGGUCUACAUGAAAUUUUAACCAGAGGUUCAAUUGGGACGCAGACAGAGGUAUCAUCAGAAAGAAUGCGCUUCGAAGGCUUUUUCGACCAACUAACUACGGAGUUGAUGAAGUUACCGGAACCGGCCAGAUUGCAAAUGCAAAAUGAAAUUAUGAAACUAUUUCGUCCGAAUCCCAACAAUGAAGCAGAACGUCAAUCAACAAUCAAUCUCAUAAACCAACUGAAUAGUAAUAUUUCUUAUCAAUACAAUCUCUUAAAUACACAAAUUGAUUUUCUUUCACAAAUUAAACAACAUAUAGAACAGGGAGCUCCACAACCACCUCCGUGCACCUGUAUGCCACCGCAGCAACCGCGUCCGGGUAUGAUUUUUGUUCAGCCCGUUCAAAUGGCCCAACCUGCAAUGAGACCAUGUAUGGGUUGCUAUGGCGGUUAUAUGGAUAUGCAGCCUCAGAUGUUCCAGCCUCAUAACUGCCAGCAACAACACGGUCCACCUAUGAUGGCUCCCAAUGUUAAUAUGCCAAAUCAAUUUAACCCCCAGAAUAAUGUGAAUCAAUUAAAUAAUGAGCAGCCGAAUGCCGGGGGAUCUCGCGAGUCUGAGGAGGAGGACGAAGAUUAUGAAAUGGGUACUGGAGAUGAUGAUCGGGAUACUGAGACCCCGGAAUUUCCUGAAGCGGUUCAAAACUUCAUUGAGGAAGUUUCUCCUAUGGAACGUCGUCGCGCUGUUAUCGCGGUACUACGAAGGUACUUUGGUAGACCAAGACGCAACACUGGAAACCAAUUUAACAACCCUUACCUGCGUCGCAACGCAUUUGGCACUGUUGUUCAUAUGUGUGAUGACCUUGUAUUGACAUAUGCCAAUGACAUUCUUUAUCGUGUAAGGACGAAUGCAUCGCCGACGCGAGUACAAGACAUUGAUCCAAAUUUUAGUGGAGCAUCAGCGUUCGGUCUCCCGUGUAAUAAAAGUUUCAACAUACUGGAUUAAAGUCUCUACGGAGCUCCUGAUGCCAAUCGCCUAAUCGAAAGUCCCAGGCAUGUUACUGUUGCAACAGACUUCUAUUUCCGUAUAUAAGAAAUUUCUGCACAUUUUUUCACAUCACACAACAAGAAUUAACAGUGGAGAAUAACUCAAUUCCUUGUAAAACAAUAGCACCGUUUUUUUUAUAUCUACAAACUUUGUCGACGCGCCCUUUCAACCCCUACUCCGUAUAAUUAACUGCUAUGCGAAAUAUCUUUCAUUGUAAUUGUCUUCAAUACUAAAAUGAAUUGAAUCGUAAUCAUUUAUACUAUAAUACUUAAAUAAAAUAAACUCUUAAUGUUAUUACAUUACGGGCAGAGCAUUUUAUUCUCUUGAAGCUAUGUACCGCAAAUGCGAAUAAUUAUGUAAAUUGUUUAUUAUUACACAAGUAGUAAAGUAAUACAUUAUUUGUUAUUGUAGAACAUGACAACUUAAAACAUCAACCCUAACGGGCUUGUUGUCAGUAUUAUUUUUCUUAUUUCUUUUGUUUUAUGUUUUAUAAUAAAAUGCAAUUAUAAUCAUACUAAGUAUCUAUAAUAAUAAUAACAUUCAAAGGAAAAGCAUUCAGUGUUUUAAAUAUUCUUCAUAAGUUUUAUUUCAUAUUAUGUUAUUACUUAUUAGUUUUACAGUAAAUUUCGAAUAAUAACUACAUUCAGAUGUUCUAAUAAUAUAAUAAUCAUUAAAUAUAAUGUAAUUAUAGCAACCUCACACUUUUCACUUCCUUUAUAAUAUUACUGCUUUUUAAGGAAGCCCCAAUGAAUGUAAAUUUCUGAAUAUUAUGCAAAUCUUGAUACCUAACAUUAAACUCGAUUGCCUUAGUUUAAUUAUGAAAACUCAACAACCCUGAAGACGGACUUAUAUUCGCUGUUAUAAUAUUAAGAAACAAGUAUUUUAUUAAUCAACUUGUCUAAUACACGUAGAGCGUAAGAUGCGUAUUACAUAUACUGCUCAUAACAAUUAGGAGAACAAUAUGCCCGGUCCAUUCUGUUGUUUAAACUACAUUUAGAUUUAAAAUACACUUUAUUAGUAGAGGAGGCCCGUGCUCAGCAGUGGGCAAGUACAAAACGUUUCAUUCCACAUUAAAGUUUUGUUCCCCCAAUUGUAUUGGGUAAUAAUAUAUCUACUAUUUAAAAAAAUAUGUAUCGCUAACAUAUUUAUUCUUUGCAUGGUAAUUAAACAUAAUAUAUGACUAAUAAAUUUGAUGUAAUAGAUUAGGUACUGUCACUAUGUAAUGUUGAUAUCAAUAAUUAACAAUAGUGUAACAAAAGUUUCGUCUCCCAAUUAUCUGUGUCUAUUAUUGUACGAGUACGAUAAAUCUUGGCGUAAUAUUAUUAAUGGUAGGUAUUUAGUCGGUAGUAGUAAGGGUUGAACGUAAGUACCUUAGGUACAAACAAAUUCAAUUUAUUCAUUAUAAUUAUUGGCCAGUAUUAUGGUAUGGGUAUGAUGCGACGGGUGCGUAUAUAUAAAAUUGUUAUUGGAAACAAUUCAGUCAUCUAAAAAAUUAUUGUGCUCGGCGAAUGCGGCGUCUUUAGAACACUUAAAUUUUUCGAAUAUAUUUCCAAUAGGAUUUAUCUCUAAAUGUAAAAUACCAACCCAGAUAGAUCCCACAUUUUAACAUGUAAGUCCGUAAACAUUAUUUAUGUAUGUGUGUUUAGUCAUUUACCAUCCUCAAUGUAAUAGUAAUUCACGUGACCAUGUCGCGUUUUUAAAAUGAUUGUAUUCUUGGUGUUGUUUCAAUCAAUAAAAUAAAAUUCAA
Molecule: messenger RNA, 5710 nt
Organism: Manduca sexta (tobacco hornworm)
Lineage: Eukaryota; Metazoa; Arthropoda; Insecta; Lepidoptera; Sphingidae
Exons: 2
Coding region: 2512-3921 (469 amino acids)
Source: RefSeq, a predicted model, not a curated record